AUGGCCAAGUCCAAGAACCACACCGCCCACAACCAGAACAAGAAGGCCCACCGCAACGGUAUCACCCGUGUGCAGACCCAGCGUUACAAGUCGCUCAAGGGUGUCGACCCCAAGUUCCGCCGCAACGCCAAGUUCGCUGCCCAGGGCACCCAGAAGGCCGUCGCCGCUGCCAAGAAGGCCGCUGCUUCUGCUUAA
Messenger RNA from Apiotrichum porosum, 195 nucleotides. It is a transcript of the gene RPL29, whose product is annotated as 60S ribosomal protein L29. Gene Ontology annotation, cellular component: cytosolic large ribosomal subunit; ribosome. Gene Ontology annotation, molecular function: structural constituent of ribosome. Lineage: Eukaryota; Fungi; Basidiomycota; Tremellomycetes; Trichosporonales; Trichosporonaceae. The record is from RefSeq and is a predicted model, not a curated record. Gene Ontology annotation, biological process: cytoplasmic translation. The transcript has 4 exons. The coding region runs from base 1 to 195 and encodes 64 amino acids.